Messenger RNA from Talaromyces amestolkiae, 1758 nucleotides. RefSeq lists its product as uncharacterized. Gene Ontology annotation, biological process: retrograde transport, endosome to Golgi; intracellular protein transport. The record is from RefSeq and is a predicted model, not a curated record. The transcript is spliced from 3 exons. NCBI's taxonomy places the organism in Eukaryota, Fungi, Ascomycota, Eurotiomycetes, Eurotiales, Trichocomaceae. Gene Ontology annotation, cellular component: retromer, tubulation complex; endosome; retromer complex. Bases 1 to 1758 code for a protein of 585 amino acids. Gene Ontology annotation, molecular function: phosphatidylinositol-3-phosphate binding.
AUGGACUACUCCUCCAUAGCACAUGAUCCAGCUGACCCGGUGGAGUCGUCUCCUUGGGGCUCUCCACGUGCUGAUAGAGACACUUUUGGCGGUGCGGGACAUGGUGCCGACGUCGUCCCUGCGCCCUUACCUCCGCACCAGUCGCCCUACGAUGAUAGCCACGAUAGCGAACAUAAUGCGGGGAAUGCGCACGCUGCAGUAUCUGAACAGAAUGGUCCAUUGAAUCCUCCUCGCAGCGUUCCAUCAAAUGAGCACGAGUAUGCGCAACACCAGGCGGCUCCGCCGCAGCAGAAACGGACAGAGACGCCCGCUCGUUAUCAGACCGGAGCUCGGCAGAACGUGAGACAGGCUGCGCCGACGUACAGGCUACAAGGAAAGAUAACGGCACUCGAAAGGACUGGCAAGAAGGAUCCAAUUCUUCGAUUCGAUGUUUACACCAAUAUUCCCAAGUUUCGAACCACGCAAUAUCGAGACAUACGUCGCACACACUCUGAAUUCGUGAAACUAUCUGAACAUUUGAUAUCCUCAAACCCCGAGGCGAUUGUACCCGCUGUUCCUCCUCCGCUCACUCCGGCCGGCGCGGGAACCGAUGAAGAUGAAAUUCGCGUCAAGGCAUCGAUGCAGAGGUGGUUGACAUAUGUGUUUAGUAAUGACGUCCUUGUGCAUGACGAUGAGAUUGUGCUCUUUGUGGAAAGCGAUUUCGGCUAUAGUCCAGUUGUGCGAAUGAAACAGCCAGCUACCGGAGUUCGCCGAAAGGUUAUCAAACAGUUUGCGCCACCCCCAGAUGAUACUCCUGAAUUGCAAAAUGCGCGCCCAGUCGUCAAGAUGUUUUAUCUCGGUGCCCUAGACGCCAGUCAGAAGACCGAUCGCGUGGUUAAAGCUAGAAGAGGACUUGGUCUUGCGGAGUCUGACCUUGGUGUUAAAAUCGGACACAUGCAUGUACAGGAAACCCACACUGGGUUGAGCAACGCCUAUCGGAAACUUGGUCGCGUUAUCCAAACAGCCGGUGACUACCAUGCUGCUCAAGCCACAGCGGAAGCUACGACUCUAGGUGAUCCGUUGGAGUACUACUCCUCUGACGCAUUCAUUGUGAAGGAGACCUUGACGAACCGACAUAUUCUUCUCCGAGAACUGAUUCAAGCCCAACAGACGGCUCGUAGUAAGCGCGCCGCAGCCGACCGUCUUAAGGGUAGCUCAUCGGUUCGCCCGGAUAAAGUGGACGAAGCUAUUAGCGCUCUGGAUGAAGCUCUUGGACAGGAAACAUACCUUACCAAGAAGACGCAAAGAGUAACAUCGAACCUGUUGCUGGAGACACGACGUUGGUUUGAUCGAACAUCAAGUGACGUCCUUUCUAGCCUGCGCGAAUAUACCCUUCGACAAAUUGAAGCUGAGCGCCGAACAUUAGCUCUGCUCGAAAGUGUGCGACCUGAUAUCCGAGCAAUUGACUCGUCUGGUGGACUCAGCCGUCUUGGCCGAGAGUCUCACCCCACAGUUCGUCGAUCCAGCUUGGCUUCCAGCCAGGGUCCCAAGGGCGACGCAUGGAGUGGCGUGCCCCGUCGAAACGAUAGUCUCAGCCGAAGUAUGAGCGGUAGCACGGUUGUUGUGCCCGUUCUUGCAGACGAGGCUGCAAAUGGUGAUGGUGCUGGCAAUGGGCGGGCUCGCGCUCUCAGUGGAGUUGGCUCUAUUGCAGAGGAGGAUGACGAUGACAAGCUUGACGCAAGAAAUGCAGCAAGCCGAUUGGCGACAAGCACAUUCUGA